AUGAAUCCACCUCCAGACUCCUCUCCGGAUGCCAGUUCGGAGGAAAAGGGCGAGUUUGAGUCUGCAGAGGAAAACACGGAGCUGAGUGUCGGAAGCAAACUGCUGAUUUUGGUGUUGUGCUUGAACUUCCCAUCAGAAGUGGCGUUGUGUCCCGGAGCAUGCGUGUGCUACAGUGAACCGAAAAUCACCAUCAGCUGCCAGCAGCAAGGGCUGGGCACCAUCCCCCUUGAGAUCCCAGUCCAGACUCAGCGGAUUUUCCUACACAACAACCGAAUCAGCCUGAUCCAGUCCACCAGCUUUACUUCCUGCCGCAAUUUGUCCAUUCUCUGGAUCCACUCCAACCACAUUAGUCUUAUUGAACCCGGGGCAUUCUAUGGGCUUGACAAAUUGGAAGAGCUUGACCUCAGUGACAACGUCAACCUGAAGUCCAUUGACCCUUCUACCUUCCAGGGCCUUGUCCACCUGCACACUUUGCACCUUGAUCGCUGCGGGCUGCUGGAGUUGUCCACGGGUCUUUUCCGGAGUCUUUUCUCCUUGCAGUAUCUCUACCUGCAGGACAACAACCUGCAGGAGCUUCUGGACGACACGUUUCUGGAUCUGGCUAACCUCACCUAUUUGUUUUUACACGGGAACAAAAUCAAGAGCUUGUCGGAAAACGUGUUCCGGGGCGUGGUGAGCCUGGAUAGGCUGCUGUUGCAUCAGAACCGGGUGAGCGUGGUGCACCGCCGGGCCUUCCACGACCUUGGGAAAGUGAUGACCUUGUACCUUUUCAAUAAUAACUUGACGGUGCUGACGGGAGAGACGAUGGCGCCCCUGGGGUCUCUCCAGUACCUGCGGCUCAACGGCAACCAGUGGGUGUGCGAUUGCCAGGCCCGCUCCCUGUGGGAUUGGUUCAAGCAGUUCAAAGGGUCUUCCUCGGAACUGGAAUGCCACUUGCCUGCUCACCUGGCGGGGAGGGACCUCAAGCGCCUUCAGAGCACCGAGCUGGAAGGCUGCCUGGACUCCUUCAACCAGAUCCGAACCAGCGUCUUCAGCACCAAGACCAGGUCCGGCAAGCGGCCCACCGCAGAGCCCACUCUCGGUCCCCAGGACGACGUGCGGAAAUGCUGCCAGCCGGAGACGGAUAAAUCGUUCAUUUACGAAGCCAAAGCCAAGGGGGGGCCUCCUUCUCACCGCAACCAGGCGUCCCCUAACAAUCCACUCAAGGAUAAGGAAAACAUGGCCAAACCCAAGCACCAAGUUGAGGAGGCAGAUCUGCCCAAAAAUGGCAGCAACAAGCACAUCAACGAUUCGCCCUUUGGGACGUACCCCAGUGCGGUCGAGCCCCCCUUGACCAACUUGAAACCCGAGUUCCCGGGUCCCGUGGAGCCCUCCACCAGCCCGACCAGAAGGAGGCAGGGAUGUUCUAGAAGGAAUAAGUCCAGGUCCCAGUGCCGCAUGGCCCAGCCGGCUCCCAGUGGCAGUCCCAGCCCCCCGGCCUUCCCCAGCCUUCUGCUGCCCCCCGUCGUGUGGAGUCUGUUUUGCUUCUCUUGA
Molecule: messenger RNA, 1533 nt
Organism: Protobothrops mucrosquamatus (brown spotted pit viper)
Lineage: Eukaryota; Metazoa; Chordata; Lepidosauria; Squamata; Viperidae
Gene: RTN4R
Product: reticulon 4 receptor
Exons: 2
Coding region: 1-1533 (510 amino acids)
Cellular component (GO): plasma membrane
Molecular function (GO): protein binding
Source: RefSeq, a predicted model, not a curated record